Molecule: messenger RNA, 1332 nt
Organism: Haliotis rufescens (red abalone)
Lineage: Eukaryota; Metazoa; Mollusca; Gastropoda; Lepetellida; Haliotidae
Exons: 9
Coding region: 133-1179 (348 amino acids)
Molecular function (GO): scavenger receptor activity
Source: RefSeq, a predicted model, not a curated record
GGGCGUACUCGCGACUGACUCCGAGUAUAAACUGUGCGUAUUUCACUUCCUCGUGUACAUGCAGUUUGUGGACAGACACUACACAAGUCGUGUGUUUCAGUGCUGGCGCUGGGUCCGUUUGCAGCCUUUGGAAUGACUACCCACUGGUGGACGAUUGUGCUGGUGUGCUUUGGACUGAUGAAUAGCAUGGUAGACAUGAGAAGCACACGACAACAUACACAAGGUCGAGUUGUCGAAUGUCACUGUCGCAACAAGCCCUGUAACGCCACGGGAUACUGUAGCGGAAACUGCGACACAGGCUGGUAUGGAGACUACUGUCAAAAACAAAAUGUCGCAUUAAAUGGCACAGCGACACAGAAGGGCACUUACCAUGAGUCGAGUCAGAAGACAUAUUACAGGCAUGUAUAUUUCAAUGCUGGUUUGGCUCUUGACGGCAACACCAAUACAACAUUGUACUCUCUGACAUGCACACAUGCUGGAUCCGAAAGAAAUUCAUGGUGGAAUGUGGCACUUUCAAACGACCAUCAGAUAAAAUACAUCACAAUCUACAAUCGGAGAGAACGCCCCGACAGACGGAGAGGAAUGGAAGUUCAGGUGGGCGGGAAGCGAUGUUUCAAAUGGGAAAAUACAUCUUAUCCUGAUACCGUCUGGAAUGUUACCUGUGACAAAGCUGUGACAGGAAGAAAUGUUACAAUAAGAACUCCUUCAUACUCUCUCAGCCUAUGUGAAGUACAGGUGUUCGUUUGUAGUGACUUCUGGUUUGGAAAAGAGUGCGACAAGCAGUGCAACUGUUUCAACGAGACGGAGAUAUGUGAUAAAGUAGAAGGUCAGUGCACAAGCGGAUGUCCACCAGGGUUUAUUGGAACAGAUUGUCUUCAAGAAUGUGUAAAUGGCACCUAUGGCUCGAACUGCACUUUCUCGUGUGGACACUGCGUGAACAACACCUUCUGUGACAGAACUGACGGCAUCUGUCCCCACGGCUGUGACGACGGGUGGACCAACGCUACAUGUGACAAGGCUUGCAAUGGCACAUAUGGUAAGGACUGUAUGGAGAAAUGUGGACACUGUAACGGAACUAGCUGCAACCACGUCGACGGCACCUGCCCCAACGGCUGUCUGCCGGGUUGGAAUGGAACGACGUGUCAUGAUCAGACUGAGCGUGAAGGUAAUGCAAGCUGAGCAUCCAGUUGGAUAUGAACACAUGUGAGCAGUUGUAUGUUACCCAAGACGGAUGAACUGUCGAAAAGGCGUAACAACAUGACAUUCCAAGAAAACAUGUAAAAUAGUUUCUUCUCUAGCAAGACAUCAACUGCAUUGAUCAUGAUCAAUAAA